AUGUCAGAAUGCCUAAACUAUUUCAAGAAAACUCUAUGUUCAAUUAACCCAAACAAACUGUUUUGUAUUCCAAGCUGGAUUCCGAAGUUAUCCGAUCCUAUCGUAAACUUUGACCUUCAACCCCCAACAUAUCGCCAAGUUACAAACAUUAUUCGCAGAAUGAAAGCUUCUGGAUCGCCUUGUCCUCUAGAUCAACUUUCAAUCAUUUGCUUCAAACGUUGUCCAUUCUUGCGCACUUAUCUAACCGAAGUGAUUCGUAGCGUCUGGUCUUCGAAAUCUGUACCCGCUGAAUGGAAAAAAGCGUGUUCUAUUCUUAUCCACAAAAAAGGCAAUACAAGUGACCCCUCCAAUUUCCGCCCAAUUACUCCAGAAACUAUACAACUAAAAGUGUUUACCUCUUGUCUCCGCAAUGCUAUGUUCUCGUUCCUAACUGCUAAUAACUUUAUUGAACAUCAGAUUCAAAAAGGUUUCACUCCCAAUCUGUCUGGCACUCUGGAACACACUGCUCAAAUGACAAAUAUUAUCAACCAAGCGAGAAUAAAGCAGCGCUCUGUUCUCAUCAUCCUUCUCGAUCUCAAGAAUGCUUUUGGUGAAGUGCAUCAUAAUCUAAUUCAAUCUGUCCUCGACUAUCAUCACAUUCCCAAAGACGUUAGUGAAAUAAUAAAGAGCUUGUAUACGGACUUCAAUACUGCAUUUAUAACAUCAGAAUUCUCCACCCCAUUUAUAACUGUCGGUCGUGGAGUCCUUCAAGGAGACUGUCUUAGUCCUCUGAUUUUUAAUAUGUGCAUCAAUACCUUUAUUCAACAUAUAAAAACUGACAAAUACCGGCAAUUUGGUUUCAUUACAAAUCUUUUAAACCCAGUCCAUUGGUUCCAGUUCGCUGAUGAUGCUGCGGUAAUAAGCGGUCAAGAUUCAGAAAAUCAACAUCUUUUAAAUCGAUUCUCGAUCUGGUGCCAGUGGUCUAACAUGAUUGUCAGGGUUGAUAAGUGUUCAACAUUUGAGAUCAGGAAAAGUCUCACAAAAUCUAUCCAAUAUUUACCUAAACUUCUGAUUAACAAUGAAUUGAUACCUGCCACUAAAAUUGGAGAGUCGUUUCGAUACUUGGGGAAAUAUUUUGACUUCAGUAUGUCCGAAAAAGAACACAAACAAGAGCUAAUCACUCUCAUGGACGACAUUAUGUCUGAAAUUGAUCUCAAACCUUUGCACCCAAAAAUAAACUUUUGCUUUAUAGUCGUUACCUCCUAUCCAAACUUUCCUGGCAUUUCACUGUAA
Messenger RNA from Paramuricea clavata, 1272 nucleotides. Lineage: Eukaryota; Metazoa; Cnidaria; Anthozoa; Malacalcyonacea; Plexauridae. The record is from the annotation of a GenBank genome assembly.